Molecule: messenger RNA, 1605 nt
Organism: Leptosomus discolor (cuckoo roller)
Lineage: Eukaryota; Metazoa; Chordata; Aves; Leptosomiformes; Leptosomidae
Gene: LCA5L
Product: lebercilin LCA5 like
Biological process (GO): intraciliary transport
Cellular component (GO): axoneme
Source: RefSeq, a predicted model, not a curated record
AUGCAGGGGGAAAAAAAAUUGCCAGAUGAGAAGAUACCACAUCAGAAUUCUUCAUUUUUAAGCCUGCAGAGUAGUAUGAUUUCCCAGAAAAAAAAUGCAGUGGCUCAGCAAAUAUCAUCAGCAAAACUUCACAAAAUUAAAGAGCUGAAGAAUGAAAUAUUUGAUUUACAGCAGAAAUUAGAAGCAGCAAGCUUAGAAAACCAUGUUUUGAAACAGCUUCAGUGUCAACACUCGAAAGCAAUAAGUAGAUAUGAAAAUCCAAAACGUAACUUGCCAGAUCUUUUAGCAAGUCAUUGUAAUGAGGUGAGAACUUUAAGGAAACUGGUGAGGAUGUCUCAGAAGGAUGAGAGAAAUACAUCCAGGAAGCUCAGAGAAGUUGAAGCAGAGCUACUAAAAGCUAAAGAUGCUUUGCAGACCUUGCACAUGCUUUCAGAAGACAAAGCGCUUGCAAAGAAAGAGGAACUUGAUCACAGAUUAUCAGCUCUUACAGAAAAAAUGGCAGUGAAUGAUAAGAGAAUACAGAGCCUAGAAAAGCAGCUGAAGUUGAACAAUAGCACCUUUAGUCGCCAGCUGGCAAAUGAGAACAAAAAAGCUGUGGAAGCUGGGAUAAUUAAAAAGACCUUGCAAAUGGAAAUUAACUGUCUUCACCAAAAAAUCAAGGAAAAGGAUCGUCAACUUUAUGUAAAAAAUAUCUAUGCAAAUCGGAUGCCUAAAAUCCUAAAAGACAAAAGUGAUUCAGUACUUCAUGAAAAAAGUCUUAGUAUAAACAGAUCAGUACAAGUAGAUAAACAGAGUUUUAGAUCAUGGCUGCUGUCACAGUACCAAACUCAGGAAACAGAAAAAAGUCCAGUUCAGCUAACAAAGGAAGAAAAGUCUUCAGAAGAUAAGAAUCCAAAAGCUAAAGCAAAUGAAACAUGCACAGGUAUCCAAUGUAGAACAGAAAAGCCAUCAACCAAGAAAAUACCAAAGCCUGAAUAUUUUAAUAGAGCACAUGGAGAGUAUUCAAGGGAGGACAGAGUACUGACAGAAGAAUAUACUUGUUUGGAAUCUAUGGAAGAAGAAAACCAGACAGAUUUGCUUAAACAGAAGCUGAAAAAACUGAUGAAAACUGAACAAACUCCUCUGAGUGGCAGUGUAAAAGAGAACAAUCGAGAGGAAGAUGCUGUGGAAGAAUAUGAAAAAGAAGAAGGGAAAAAGCCAGAUGAACAGCUAAAUAACAGUGAGAAGGCAGGGAGUAAAUGUGUAACUCCAGGUCCAAGAAACAAAACAUCCAUUAGGCUGAAAAAGAAAUACAUAUUCUCAGAAGCCACUGAGAAUUUGCAUCGUGGCCUUCUUACAUCAGGCACAGCAUCAAAAAAAGGCAGUCUUUGCAACCACAGACAUGCAGGUCAGGGCUGCAGUGGAACAGCUGAAUCAAAAGUGCAAAAUUCCUUUGGGCGAUAUGAACCAUCUUUCGGUAAAGUUACCAAAACAAGGCAGAAGGACAGUUCCGCUGAAGCGGAAGGCUGCGCUCAUAUGACAUUUGCUGAAAGGAAAAAGUCUUAUGAAAGAACUCUUUUGGACCAGGCUGUGUUUGAAGAGACAACCAUUCAAGUUCUGACAUGA